This is a messenger RNA of Jatropha curcas, 1099 nucleotides long. RefSeq names its product putative aquaporin PIP2-8. Lineage: Eukaryota; Viridiplantae; Streptophyta; Magnoliopsida; Malpighiales; Euphorbiaceae. Gene Ontology annotation, molecular function: channel activity. Gene Ontology annotation, biological process: transmembrane transport. The record is from RefSeq and is a predicted model, not a curated record. Gene Ontology annotation, cellular component: membrane.
AGAGCAUGCACACUGUCUUAUCCAUAAAUUCUCUAUAUCAAUAUUUCUCCACCACCACCACCAUUAACCGGCUGCAUGGCUAAUAAGGAACUCGGUGAAGAAGUAGCACAUCAACAUGGGAAGGACUAUGUGGACCCACCUCCAGCUCCAUUGUUGGACAUUGAAGAGCUAACGAAAUGGUCAUUUUACAGAGCUGUAAUUGCAGAGCUUGUGGCCACACUUAUCUUCCUUUUUGUCACUGUAGCCACUGUUAUAGCCAACAAAGCCUCAACUAUGUCUAGUGGAUGUGGCGGCGUUGGUCUUCUUGGCGUUGCUUGGUCUUUUGGUAGCACGAUUUUCAUUCUUGUCUAUUGCACCGCUGGGAUUUCUGGAGGUCAUAUUAAUCCUGCGGUGACGUUCGGGCUGUUGCUGGCAAGGAAGGUGUCGUUGAAUCGCGCGGUGGCGUAUAUAGUGGCACAAUGCGUAGGAGCUAUUAUUGGUGUAGCACUAGUGAAAGGACUAGUAAAGGAUCUUUACAAGUCCCUUGGCGGUGGUGCAAAUUCUGUUACGGCUGGUUUUUCAAUCGGCACCGGUUUAGGAGUUGAGAUUCUUGGCACAUUUUUCCUUGAAUACACCGUCUUGUCCGCCACUGACCCUAAACGGAAAGCCCGUGACUCCCAUGUUCCGGUUUUGGCUCCGUUGCCUAUUGGAUUUACUGUGUUCGUAGUGCAUAUGGCCACCCUCCCCAUAACUGGCACUGGGAUCAAUCCUGCUAGAAGUUUUGGAGCUGCUGUCAUUUAUAACAAGAAGAUGGUUUGGGAUGAUCAUUGGAUUUUCUGGGUCGGACCACUUGUUGGAGCAGCAGCAGCAGCAGCAUAUCAUCAGAUUGUAUUGAGAGCAGGAGCUGUUAAAGCUUUGGGAUCAUUCCGCGGCAACCCUGUUAUGUAAACUCAUUUUCAAUCUUAGUUAUUGUAUUAAAUUAUUAAUGCUUCUUUGAAUUGAGACUUUAGAACAAUUUGGUAUUCAUUAUCUGCUUGUACUCUUCAGAUCACCCCUAGUGGUGUUCGUUAGUGUGAAAACAAUAUUUCUAAACUAUUCUUUCUUUCUUUCUUUUCUCUUA